GUACAACCCGCGCCGGAGGAUGCGCACCCUCCUCUCCCGAGCAUCUGAUCUUUUCUUAUGCAUCACGUAUAAGAGCUCCUGCGUAUGCGCUAUAGAGGCGUAUCGGUGGUUCACGAGUGGCGAAGGACGUCUGCAGGGAACCUCCCUCCCUGCGAGAAAGGCGCAUCUGUGGCUCGCACCCGGCUCAAACAUAUCCUCACCGCUCUACAAGCUUCACCGAAUCCCUUCCCACAAGUUCCGGGCAGCAGCUCAGACCAACUCUACGCUCUACAAUGCUUUCUCAGGUGAUCGUUAUGGCUUGCGCGACCGUGGCCGCAGUCCGGAGCAACGUCGGCACCAUGGCGCCCAACUAUGGCGGCGCCAGCCAGCAGGCACAACAGCCACAACCUCAACCGCAGCCUCUGUUCCAGUACCAUCCGAGCUUCUACCCACCACCGCUGCCCUACCCGCCCUUCCCCUACUCGCUGAGCCCUUACCAGCUGAGUCACUACCAGCCGGAGCUGUGUCCUCCGCAGCAGCCUCACCACGGUCUCCGCGGCCUGUCCGGUCACAUGAGCUUCAUGCCAACCAACGAUGGCGGGUUCUUCUUCAACAAUCCUAGGAGCACGGCUGACUUGGGCCAAUACCACCAUUCGGCGGGAGAGCGCGACUCCAGCGAGCAAGUCAUCAUGGGCUUGGGACGCAGCAACGGCGCGGUUGGCCACAGCGGUGGAAGCCCCGUGCGCGCCCGGCGCCAUGUGCCGUUUUCUGGUCAUCAUGCCAAGCACUGAACGGAGAAAGCCACGACGGGGCCACCACGGCCACCGGAGCCUUGCCAAUCACCGUUCCUCCCGUUCAUCACCUGCGCGUUGCCUUUGCUCCUCCUUUCCUCCCGGUCCCUCUCACGUGCCAUCAAAUAAACACAAUUUCUAUUGAGA
Messenger RNA from Dermacentor andersoni, 917 nucleotides. RefSeq lists its product as uncharacterized. Lineage: Eukaryota; Metazoa; Arthropoda; Arachnida; Ixodida; Ixodidae. The record is from RefSeq and is a predicted model, not a curated record.